CACUACUUGACAGUUGACACGCUGUUGUUUGGGCGCAAACGGACAAACCACGUUGCCCAAAGCUAGGGUUCCCAGGCUUCGCACACAGUCACAACAGUCGCAGCAGUUGCAACAAGGUCGCAAUACAAACCAGCCAUUAUUUCCUCCUCCGCCGUGCCACAUACCAUCCUCUCAAGUUCAAAACAACGCUUGCGCAAACGACCCAACUCGAUAUCCCGACCGACUUAGUACCCCGGAGCUACCAUGGCAUCCUUUGUCGAGGGACUAUGGCAGUCCAUCUUCACGCCGGGCCCGACGCCCACGCUGCUCGUAGCGACAAACGUCACCUUCGCGGCCCUGCAGGUCGUGCUCGCCGGCAUGCUCUACGCAACCUACAGCAUCCACUUCGUCAUCCUCUCGGUGCUGUGCGGCGGUCUCUGGGCCUCCAUCAACUGGUUCGCAAACGAGCUCAAGGCGCACCAGCAAGAGGAGGAGGAGAAGAAGCGGCGCACCCAAGCGGCCCGCUCACCACCACCGCGCGCGGCGCCGUCGCCGGACGACAGCGAGACGGAAGUCGAGGCCGCGACCUCCACGGCUAGCCUCCGUAGGGUUCCAACGAUAGCGGCGGCGGCGGCGGCGCCUGCUGCGGAGGCCGCGGCGGUCAGUACCGAGGUGGAGCCGGCCGAGACGCACGGGGAGCUGAAGCACAGGGUUGCGGAGGAGCUGCCGAGCCCGAGCCAGGGGCUGAAGAGUGGUGUCAGCACCGAGGACGAGUGGGAGAAGGUUUCGGAGAACGAGAAGGAUAAAUAGAUAAACUGGUUGGAUGUGGCUGGUGGGGGUUCUAUGCUGGCUGUCGUGUGGAUAGGAGGCCGUAGGACACGGGCAGUUUUGGCCGGCUAUGCAAGUCUGCGAU
Chaetomium fimeti is the source of this 892-nucleotide messenger RNA. Its product is annotated as ER protein Pkr1-domain-containing protein. Gene Ontology annotation, cellular component: endoplasmic reticulum membrane. Bases 244 to 789 code for a protein of 181 amino acids. The transcript is spliced from 3 exons. NCBI's taxonomy places the organism in Eukaryota, Fungi, Ascomycota, Sordariomycetes, Sordariales, Chaetomiaceae. Gene Ontology annotation, biological process: vacuolar proton-transporting V-type ATPase complex assembly. The record is from RefSeq and is a predicted model, not a curated record.